AGCCGCGAUGGUGAUCGUGAGUGAUGGCAGGAGGAUUUAGCAUCGGCGUUAACUUGGAGCGGAGUGCAGGGGGGCCGUGAAGCGCCCCGCCAUCCGGCUCGCCCCGCGCGGGGGGAUGCCCCGGAGCCCCGACGAGCCGCCGCGAAGCCCACCCGGGCCGGGGGCAGCCGGGCGCCGGAGCGCGGGUCCUCUCCACGCCGCCCCGGGGGCCCGAAAAGUUUGCACUUGUUAGCGGCGACCUCCCGCUCGGCCGGGGCGGGCGAUGCGGGCGGCGCGGGCGGCCCCCUCCCCCGGCCCGCGUCCCCGGGACGGCUGCGGGCGGCCCCCCCUGCGGCCGGAGGGCGCCCCAGCCCCGCGCUGACAGCCCCGGCGGCGGCGGGAGCGGCGCGGGGACGGAGCCGCAGCCCUCAGCCCUCAGCCCUCAGCCCUCAGCCCGCGCCCCCGCCCAGCGCCAGCCAGAGCGGAGAGGCGGUCCUCGGCCUCCCGGGUCUCCGCGCCGGGGAGCUGCUCGGAGCCCGGGGCUUCGGUGCCCAUGCAGGCUUCCCGGGCCGGGAGCCACGGACGGCCGCCCAGCAGAGGCUCGGAUGCAAAAGUUAUUUGGUCGCGGCUGCCGCUGGCGGAGGACCGGAGCCGGAGAGGGGCGUGUGUUGUUGCUAAUGAGUUCUCCUCCCUCUUCCCAUGAAAGACGAGCCAGACUCUUGAGUACCUGCAUGGGCUGAGCGGAAGUCCCAGAACUUCAUAAUAAGUUGCCAAUGGCUACCAGCCAAGGCCCGAGGGCUGUGCUGCCGGUGGUGUCGGGCACAUCACCCAGGAAGGGCCCUUCGAAGAGCUGGACCGACUGGAAGGACACAGAUUAGAGGCAAUCUGACCCGGCCCCAUGCCAGGUCCCCGUGGCCUUCCUCCCUAUCCCAUUUCCACCCUCUGUCACAAUUUGAGAGUCUACCUGACUUGAUCAGAUUCACCUCCGGGGGAGGCGCAAUGCCAAGGUUACGAGGACGCCGAGCCGUGGGCAACUUUCUGACCUGCCCGUCAGCGGUCUGAGAAACGCUGGCUCUGAGUUUUCCGUGUCCGCCUUUUGGAAAGAACGGGCUCCUCGCUGUUCCUUCUCGGCAGCCACACUCGGGUCCCCAGGACACCUGGCCUCUAUUGCCCGGCAGAUGUGGCAUUUCCAUGCCGGCGCCGCCGGUCCCGCCUGACCCAGCCGCUGCUUCUCCGGGGCCUCUCUGCGCACUGCACAGCCAUGCUGGGCCUGCUGGCUCUCCUCCUGCCCUGCCUCCCACUGGCCUCAGGGGACUAUGACAUCUGCAAGUCCUGGGUGACCUCGGAGGAGGGCCCCAGCUGGGAGUUCUACGCCUGCCAGCCCAAGGUGAUGCGCCUGAAGGACUAUGUCAAGGUGAAGGUGGAGCCUUCGGGCAUCACGUGCGGAGACCCCCCUGAGAGAUUCUGCUCCCACGAGAACCCCUACCUGUGCAGCAACGAGUGUGACGCCUCCAACCCGGACCUGGCCCACCCACCCCGGCUCAUGUUCGACCGCGAGGACGAGGGGCUGGCCACCUACUGGCAGAGCGUCACCUGGAGCCGCUACCCGAGCCCGCUGGAGGCCAACAUCACCCUCUCGUGGAACAAGAGCGUGGAGCUGACGGACGACGUGGUGGUGACCUUCGAGUACGGCCGGCCCACCGUCAUGGUGCUGGAGAAGUCCCUGGACAACGGGCGCACGUGGCAGCCCUACCAGUUCUACGCGGAGGACUGCACGGAGGCCUUCGGCAUGGCCGCCCGCCGCGCCCGCGACCUGCCGGCCUCCGGCGCGCACCGCGUGCUCUGCACCGAGGAGUACUCUCGCUGGACCGGCUCCAAGAAGGAGAAGCACCUGCGCUUCGAGGUGCGGGACCGCUUCGCCAUCUUCGCCGGCCCCGACCUGCGCAACAUGGGCAACCUGUACGCGCGGCUGGAGAGCGCCAAGGGCCUCAAGGACUUCUUCACCCUCACCGACCUGCGCCUGCGGCUGCUGCGCCCGGCGCUUGGGGGCACCUACGUGCAGCGGGAGAACCUCUACAAGUACUUCUACGCCAUCUCCAACAUCGAGGUCAUCGGCAGGUGCAAGUGCAACCUGCACGCCAACCUGUGCUCCGUGCGCGAGGGCAGCCUGCAGUGCGAGUGUGAGCACAACACCACGGGCCCCGACUGCGGCCGCUGCCGCAAGAACUUCCGCACCCGGUCCUGGCGGGCCGGCUCCUACCUGCCGCUGCCCCACGGCUCUCCCAACGCCUGUGCUGCUGCAGGUUCCGCUGUUGGCAAGUGGAUCAGGCCGUGGACGGCAGCCCCCCCAGGGGAGAGACCCCCCUGGCCCCAGGGGUCCUCAAGUACACAAGCUGCUGGCACCUUCACCACCACCCCCACCCCCGCCCAGACCUCCAAACCUUUCCAGCUCAGGCCCAAAUCUCCUCAAGUGAUGCCUACUGAAGAGUCCCCAGACUGUGAGUGCUACGGCCACUCCAACCGCUGCAGCUACAUCGACUUCCUCAACGUGGUGACCUGCGUCAGCUGCAAACACAACACGCGAGGCCAGCACUGCCAGCACUGCCGCCUGGGCUUCUACCGCAACGGCUCCGCCGAGUUGGACGACGAGAAUGUGUGCAUCGAGUGCAACUGCAACCAAAUCGGCUCCAUGCAUGAUCGGUGCAACGAGACGGGCUUCUGCGAGUGCCGAGAGGGCGCAGCGGGACCCAAGUGCGAUGACUGCCUCCCCACACACUACUGGCGCCAGGGCUGUUACCCCAAUGUGUGCGAUGACGACCAGCUGCUCUGCCAGAACGGCGGCACCUGCGUGCAGAACCAGCGCUGCGCCUGUCCGCGCGGCUAUGCCGGGGUGCACUGCGAGCAGCCCCGCUGCGACCCCGCGGACCACGACGGGGGACUGGACUGUGACCACGCGUCUGGGGCCGCGCCGCACCCCGCCACCCUGCUCGGCUGCCUUCUGCUGCUGGGUCUGGCCACCCGCCUCGGCUGCUGAGCCCACCGGAGGACCCGCGGCCGGCGAGGGGUGGUCUGCGCGCUGUGCGCCCUAGGCCCUGCGCCCCGGGGGCCAGGUGACAAGAAGGGUGCGGCCAGAGCUGCUCCCAGGUGCUACUCAGCGGAGUCCUCCGCGCUCCUCCCGACCCCCUCCGUGGCACCUGCCCCCGCCCUGGCGCUGCAGCAGGGGGCGCCGAGGGGUCCUGGCCCCAGCGGCCUGCUAUUUUGGUCUUAGUUUUUCUAUGUCCCGCAGCACCCUCCCUUCCUUUUGUUUUUUGCUGGCGGUGAGACAGGGCGGAAAGAAACGCUGCUCACCCGACGCCCCAGGUCCACACACACAACUGUCGCGGACACCCCUGCGCCCGUCCCUGGCCGACCCUCAGCCGGCAGACCCGAAGUCCAACUGCUGUAACUGCAGUGCUGACUUCGCUCUCCUGAUAUUCUCUCUCCGUUUUCCUCUACAACCCACCAGACGCCAGGCGGGAAAGAUGCCUGGGCCCAGGGGCUCCUUGUCUGGGGGAGGGAGAAGGAAGGAGAGCUUGGGAGGCGGGGCUGGAAACUUCCUUUUGUAGAGAACUAUUUUUGUUCGUGUUCACUGUCCCCUACAGGGCGGGGCAGGAGCGGGACGCUGGCCCCCAGGGCGUGGUUGGUGGUGUGUAACUGCACAGUAAAGGUUUGCUCGCUGCUGCCUCCAG
Messenger RNA from Artibeus jamaicensis (Jamaican fruit-eating bat), 3707 nucleotides. RefSeq names its product netrin G2 (gene NTNG2). The transcript has 12 exons. NCBI's taxonomy places the organism in Eukaryota, Metazoa, Chordata, Mammalia, Chiroptera, Phyllostomidae. The coding region runs from base 1241 to 3013 and encodes 590 amino acids. The record is from RefSeq and is a predicted model, not a curated record.